UUGUCGGAUGUGAACAUUCAUUGAGUUUCACGAAACAAAGAUUGAAAGAAAUGGCAUCACUCUCUGCUUCUGUUUCUGCUUCUGCUUUCCUCCUAGGGUUUCGUAGUGGAAGUGGAAGUGGAAGAGCUCAAAUAUCCACCACUGAUGUCCUCAAUCUUAAACAAUUUGCUUCUAAAGUCUCUCCAAUCCCAUCUUGUUUCAGGUUCAAGAACACUGCAAGAUUGCAAAAAAGGCAAAGGUUGGUUGUUGCAUCUGCAUCAAACUCUAUUCCUUCAGGAGAUUCCAACAAAGAGAAAUCAAGUGGGAUUAAGACGACUGAUGCUCCCCAGGGACCUCCAUUCCUUACCGUUUUGGCUGGUUUCUUAGUCUUUUUGCUUGUAUCUUGGAUUGUCGGAUCCAUUAUCUUGUGGCUGAUUGGCAUAAUUGUUAAGGUGCCACCAUCAAAGUAGGACUGUAGUUGCAAAUUCCUGUUGAAAGCUUGAAUGGAUUUAUAAUUCAGAUUGGAGUUCAUCUUAAUUAAUUAGGAUAUAUAAUAUCCUACAUUCCUCUUCCUGCCUAA
Quercus lobata is the source of this 559-nucleotide messenger RNA. RefSeq lists its product as uncharacterized. Bases 51 to 449 code for a protein of 132 amino acids. The transcript is spliced from 2 exons. NCBI's taxonomy places the organism in Eukaryota, Viridiplantae, Streptophyta, Magnoliopsida, Fagales, Fagaceae. The record is from RefSeq and is a predicted model, not a curated record.